Messenger RNA from Engraulis encrasicolus (European anchovy), 1660 nucleotides. Its product is annotated as angiopoietin-related protein 5-like. The record is from RefSeq and is a predicted model, not a curated record. The transcript is spliced from 8 exons. Lineage: Eukaryota; Metazoa; Chordata; Actinopteri; Clupeiformes; Engraulidae. Bases 282 to 1091 code for a protein of 269 amino acids.
CUCGAGGUGUAUGUGUCGUGGGUUUGUUUGGAGUGUUCAUGAAACCCCUAGUAGUCUCCGAGGAGACCGCCUUGAAAGAAAUUUACUGGCGUCUGGGAUGCUGGUAAAAGGAGGAGGGAGACGCUGACUGAUAGGAUCGGGAAAUGGUUGUUUGAACAGCUUAGUCUACAUGGCUGGCGCAUACCUUUCCUAACAGGAUCUCUCUUUGAGGAAAAGGGUCGUUUGCACCUUAAACGGACUUCGGCGCGUCAAGAAAGUGGAGAGGCACUUCAAAAUUUACGAUGGCGAGAACCCUGUUUUCUGUCAUGGGAGUGAUUCUCCUGUGUACCCUUACUCAUCAGAAACAGCCACCAAUGAUACAAAAACAAACACUGGUUGCACAAGGUGAAGACUGUACAAAGAUCAAAGUCUCCAUACCCAAUGCCAAAAGUGGUGUUUACGUCGUACAGCCCAAAGGAGUUCAGAAACCUUUCAAGGUGUACUGUGAGAUGUUGGCGGAUGGAGGAUGGACCGUGUUUCAGAGACGCACAGGGGGCAAAGUGUCCUUCAGAAGAAAAUGGACAGAGUACAAACAGGGAUUUGGAUACCUCAAAAAGGAUUUCUGGUUAGGUCUGGCCAAGGUGUGGGCUCUGACCAAAGGCAAGCAGCUGACUUCUGUCCUCAGGGUGGACGUGUGGGACUUUGAAGGGGGCUCUGCUUUCGCGGAGUACCAGAACUUUAGGAUCGGGGGUGAACGGGCAGCUUACAAACUCAGCGUUGGAACUUACAAUGGCACCGCAGGCGACGCCAUACGUGGAGCCUACAAGGCGAGGCCUUCAAUUGACCAGAACGGCUUUGGCUUCAGCACCCACGACCGGGACAACGACGGCUGUGACCCCUGCAUCUUCGGGGACAUCGCCGAGAAUCAGUGCACCUUCUCGGAGGGAGGAGGUGGCUGGUGGUACAGCCGCUGCGGAUCGGCCAGCCUGCACGGCGACUGGCACCCAGCCGGGGACAACAUCGGUUGGGCCUCGGGCCUGCACUGGGACACUUGGAAGGGCCCGGCACCAUAUUCCCUUCAAGCCACUCGAAUGAUGAUCAAGUCUAUGUAAGACCAACACAGGACCCGUAAUGCCUCCCUACGAGCCCCCAGAAAUAUGAUCAAGUCCACGUGAGACAACCAGUGACGGGCAGCAUGGAUUCAUUAGUUACGUAUAUACACAAUCCAAUGCCCCAUACUGUACUCCAAAUAGCCUGGUUGUACCUGUCCCAGUUCCACCAGGUGAGCGUUGCCUGGUUGAAUUGGACGGUAACACCAGGACGUUUGGAAUACAGCAUGUGGCCCUGGAUUGUAAACUAAUAAAUCCACGUUGCCCAUCACUGGAGACCACCACCACAGCCAGACAGUCAUUUGACCUCCAAGUGAUGGGGAAACAAUCACAAACAAAUGACCAGGCGGGUAUUCCAAGAACACGGUUAAAUGAUAAACCUGGCAAAGUUCGCUUAGGUUACACAAAGUGGCCAACCUGCUAAUAGAUAGCCCACAGGUGUAUCGCAUUGUCACCAAUUGAUUGCAGCAAUACGCUUGGGAAAAUUGGCAACAAUCUGACUUGAGUCAUUAGCUCUAAUACAAAGGAGGGGUCUUCACAGUAUUUGAUGUUCAUACCUGUGUUAAUCUGGU